GUCACGGGCUCGCCCGGCCCGGCGCCUAAGCAGCUGCUCCCUGCUGACUGGGGUGUGGGCGGGGAGCGGCGGAGGGAGGAGGAGGCAGUGCUGGCCGCCGCCGUUUGCCUCCACUGCUGGGCGCCUGGGUAGAGCUCCCCGGGUUCGUGCGGCCGCCAUGGACGAGCAAGCGGGUCCCGGCGUCUUCUUCAGCAACAACCACCCGGGUGCUGGUGCUGCUAAGGGGCUCGGGCCUCUGGCGGAGGCUGCAGCGGUUAGCGACGGGGCAGCUGCAGCGGGGGCGGCGCGAGCCCAGUACAGCCUCCCGGGGAUCCUGCACUUCCUGCAGCACGAGUGGGCCCGCUUCGAGGUGGAGAGAGCCCAGUGGGAGGUGGAGCGGGCGGAGCUGCAGGCACAGAUUGCCUUCCUCCAAGGGGAAAGGAAAGGCCAAGAAAAUCUGAAGAAAGAUCUUGUGAGGAGGAUCAAAAUGUUGGAAUAUGCUCUUAAACAGGAAAGAGCCAAAUACCACAAAUUGAAAUAUGGGACAGAAUUGAAUCAGGGAGAUAUGAAGCCUCCAAGCUAUGAUUCUGAUGAAGGUAAUGAAACAGAGGUGCAGCCACAACAAAAUAGCCAGUUAAUGUGGAAACAAGGUCGACAGCUGCUCAGACAGUAUCUCCAGGAAGUCGGCUACACAGACACUAUUCUAGAUGUGAAGUCUAAACGAGUGCGAGCAUUGUUGGGCUUUUCAAGUGAUGUCACUGAUAGGGAAGAUGACAAAAACCAGGACUCAGUUAUAAAUGGCACAGACGCUGAAGUUAAAGAGACAGCAAUGAUUGGAAAAUCCGAGUUAACGGAUUCUGCCUCAGUGCUGGAUAAUUUCAAAUUCCUUGAAAAUGCAGCUGCAGACUUCAGUGAUGAAGAUGAAGAUGAGGAUGUUGAUGGAAGAGAGAAAAGUGUCAUUGAUACUUCAACAAUUGUUCGGAAAAAAGCAUUGCCUGAUACUAGUGAAGAUAGAGAUACAAAAGAAGCUCUCAAGGAGUUUGACUUCCUGGUUGCAUCAGAGGAAGGAGACAGUGAAUCUAGAAGUGCAGGCGAUGGGACAGACUGGGAAAAGGAAGACCAGUGUCUCGUCCCUGAAGCCUGGAAUGUGGACCAGGGAGUAAUUACCAAACUCAAGGAACAAUACAAAAAGGAGAGAAAGGGGAAAAAAGGGGUGAAGAGGCCCAAUAGGUCAAAACUACAAGAUAUGCUUGCUAAUUUGAGAGAUGUUGAUGAACUUCCUUCAUUGCAGCCAUCCGUCGGUUCACCUUCCAGACCUAGCAGCUCCAGACUUCCUGAACAUGAAAUUAAUAGGGCAGAUGAAGUGGAAGCACUGACAUUUCCUCCUUCUUCUGGGAAAUCAUUUAUCAUGGGAGCAGAUGAAGCCCUGGAAAGUGAACUGGGCCUUGGAGAAUUAGCAGGCCUUACAGUGGCCAAUGAAGCAGAUUCACUAGCUUAUGAUGAGUACUUCUCUUGAUGUAGAGCCUAUCUAUACAUUCAGGGCUCAUAAAGGUCCAGUGCUUUGUGUAGUAAUGAGUAGCAAUGGUGAGCAGUGUUACAGUGGUGGUACUGAUGGACUGAUCCAGGGCUGGAAUACCACCAAUCCCAACAUCGAUCCCUAUGAUUCAUAUGAUCCUUCUGUUUUAAGAGGCCCUCUGGUGGGCCACACAGAUGCGGUGUGGGGGUUGGCUUACAGUGCAGCACACCACCGUUUGUUGUCCUGCUCAGCAGAUGGCACUCUUCGUGUGUGGAAUACAGCUGAGGUUGCUCCAGCACUAAGUGUGUUUAGUGAUAAUCAAGAACUGGGAAUCCCUGCCUCUGUGGAUCUAGUGAGCAGUGACCCGAGCCAUAUGGUAGCAUCAUUCAGCAAAGGAUACACAAGCAUCUUUAACAUGGAAACACAACAACGAAUUCUCACGUUAGAGUCCAAUCUAGAUGCAACAACCAAUUCUUCCUGCCAAAUAAAUAGAGUCAUCAGUCAUCCCACUCUUCCGAUCAGCAUCACUGCUCAUGAGGACAGACACAUCAAAUUCUAUGAUAAUAAUACAGGCAAACUGAUCCACUCGAUGGUAGCUCACCUAGAAGCCGUUACAAGUUUGGCAGUUGAUCCAAAUGGCUUGUACUUGAUGUCUGGAAGUCAUGACUGUUCAAUACGUUUAUGGAAUUUAGAAAGUAAGACAUGUAUCCAAGAGUUCACAGCUCAUCGGAAAAAAUUUGAAGAAUCGAUUCAUGAUGUUGCUUUCCACCCAUCCAAAUGCUAUAUAGCCAGUGCUGGAGCUGACGCACUGGCUAAGGUCUUUGUAUGACAUGAUGCAUCAUCUUCACCUUCUAGCUCUUUAUAAAUAAUCAACUGCACAAAAGAGAUACAGAAGACCGGGGCAAGACUCGACUCAUCCUGCCCUUUUGUCUGCUGAAGGAGCACAGAGAACAUUUGUUAAAGUAUAGUUUUGCAAUUCAUAAACUGUUUUCUAAAAUAAAAGUUUGUUUAGGUUGCUGCAAGCUCAGCUGAAUCUGUGAGCCUAAAAACUUUGAAAUUUCCCCCCAAAGAGGCACUUUUAUUUCUGAAGUUGUUCUAAUUCGCUAGGCAGGCCUGAGCGAACACAGGUUUAGCUUAUUCCUUUUGAGUAAACAGGGCAUGCUAUAAUGGAUAAUUCAAAGCUGGAUGGCUGGGAAUGAGUAGAGAGGAAACUUAGAUUUACUUCUCUCCUGAGAAAUCUUGUUACACGUAUUAGGUAGUCAAACAGUAAUCUUUACUAUAUCUGCUGUACUAAUCCCAUUGUGUAUAAUGACCAGUGUUAAAAUGAGAUUUUAAUUGAGCUCUCAACUGUUUUCAUAAAGUACAUGGCAAAGCAUUUUACCUGUUAGAAAGGAAAGAUUCAGUAGUAUGUUAAAUAUGUUAUUAAUGAGAAAUGCUAAACAAAUGCUUAGUUUGCAAGCAGAUUUCUAUAUUGUAUUACAAUUUUGAAAGUAGAUUUGGUACCAUUCUAAAAUUUAACCAUCAAAUACUAUUAUGAAGAAUAGUUGAUAGAGUCUGCUUUUACUAAAGGAUUUAACUUAUUCAGGCUUGAGUUUAAGGGCAAACAGCGUGUCUCUGUAAUUCUGUUUCAGAAUUCACCUUGUUCAUGUGCUAUUUAUAGUACUAGAGUGAUUAAUUCAUAUUGAUGAAAUAUACGUCCU
Nannospalax galili (Upper Galilee mountains blind mole rat) is the source of this 3195-nucleotide messenger RNA. It is a transcript of the gene Strn, whose product is annotated as striatin. Gene Ontology annotation, molecular function: armadillo repeat domain binding; protein phosphatase 2A binding; protein-containing complex binding. Gene Ontology annotation, cellular component: dendrite. The record is from RefSeq and is a predicted model, not a curated record. Lineage: Eukaryota; Metazoa; Chordata; Mammalia; Rodentia; Spalacidae.